Daldinia decipiens is the source of this 760-nucleotide messenger RNA. RefSeq lists its product as uncharacterized. The record is from RefSeq and is a predicted model, not a curated record. NCBI's taxonomy places the organism in Eukaryota, Fungi, Ascomycota, Sordariomycetes, Xylariales, Hypoxylaceae. The transcript has a single exon. The coding region runs from base 188 to 595 and encodes 135 amino acids.
GUUAGUCCUACUCCUAUGUGUUAGUUACGUGACAUCUCCAUGCCUUUCUUAAAUCCCUACUUCUCUAACCUAAUACAAUCUAAUAACUUUCGAGAGCGUUUAUCUAUUACGAAUAUCAACUAUCAACUACCAACCACCGUUCCUAGAGCAAACUUCAUAUCCAAUUUCAAACAGAGAAUAUCAACCCAUGAAAGCCAAGGAAGCAUCAUCACCCUCAACACCCAUCUUUAGAAUCCGUGUCCUCGACGCCGUCAUCGACGUGCCAUUUAAACACCACCAUAUGAUAGAGGGACCUAUAAUAGGAGAUGCAGGAGGACCAGCUCUCUCCCAGCAACCGGAACAUUCUCCAUCCUCACCGAAUAACAACAGCAUACUCAACACAACCACCACCAUUACUACCACUAACAACAUAAACCACGCUAUCUCACCGCCGCCCUCUUCGCCACGCACCAACCGCUCCCAAGGCGAAUUCCUAGCCCUCCUCAUACUACUGCCCGCGCAGCGGUAUUCCUCAUCACCAACACCCUCCUUUGAUUCAGCCGAUUACUUUGAUUGUGAAGGAGAUGUAGGUAGAUAUGAGAGAAGAUUACCCUAGCUGCAACAUUAGUAGUGGUAGUAGUAAGAUAUAGGAUGACAACCGAUCAGCAUUAACGAGAAACAAGUUAGAGGAGGAUAGUCGUCACGGAGAAAAUGUAGUUAUGAGAGCAAUGUAGAAAGAUGAUGGUAGCGGCUGGGGAUAGACAUAACAGUAUUGUGUCAU